CGUUCCUUGUAAUGUAUACACUCCACACUGUUUCACUUGCUUUUCAGACUGGAUAUGAGAACUCCCCGAGAAAUCCUGGGCAACGGUUCGAUCGAGUAAGGCCUCCAACGGCUAUACGAUACACAGCUUCGCCGAUAUCAUCGCUUACCCAUAAUCGAGCCACCAAUUUUACGCACCCCAGCCUCCGAUUCUCAGACACUGAAGAUAAAGCAUUCACCAACGAAUUAUAAUAUAUUCAACAACCCAAUGCGUCUCACCUAAUACUUCCGGCCCGAAUCUCUCCCUGUACAGCCAAGUUUCAAGCAUCAACGCCACGAGUGAACCAGGUAUCGACUGGGGGCGGAAAUCCCCUUAGGCAAGGUUUCAAGUUGAACCAAGUCCUCUCGUGCGAGUGUUUUAUCCAUGUGGUCCUAUAGGGCCAAUAUUGAGUUUAUACAGGUUUGAACGGAGUUACUUUUCUUUAUGCGGGCUGCUUGUCCUCGUUCCUUCUUUUCUCUGGAAUCAGUCAUUCAUUCACUUUGUGACAACUCGACUACACACUCUUUCUUUCCCUUCUUUUCCUCCUUCGCUUCUUCCCAAUAAUAACCAAACUGUCAUUUCUCUAAAUCUACGGCCAGUCUUUACCCCUCGGUUAGAAAGAAAAGGAUUCUAGAUGAUGACGCGCUUCAUACGCGCACCCUCCCCACUUCUCUUACUCCUCCUCUCCUCAUCACCAUUCAUAUCAGCGCUCUGCUUUCGACCAAAUGGCUCCGUAGACGCAAACCCGGAAUACGUACCUUGCUCCUCCGACCCAUCUGAUCCCUUCAGCAAUAUAUGCUGCGCAACGAAUCGACCUGCUGAUCGCGGCCCGGAUAUAUGUACGCCAAAUGGACUUUGUCAGGUGGGGUUGAAGAAGGGGGAGAAGCAGGGUGAUACUGCGUGGACGAAACCACAGUGUAAGAAUAAAGAUUGGCAGGGGUGUAUGGAGGUUUGUGGGACAGAUGAUAUGUCUUUCGUCACACCAUGCGACACGCCCGCCGGGAACUCCUCACGGCGCUGGUGCUGCGGUUUCCAAAACAAAGAUUGCUGUAACGAAGACAACGGGAAACCAAUAGAAACUCUAGCCCUCACAUUUGGAGCAUCUACAUCCUCCUCCACGCUCGCCCCCGUCUCUCUUCCUACCGACUCCACAGCGCCAUCCCAGUCAUCGCCAAAUCCAUCAACGACAUCCGUACCAAUUAUGCCCUCAUCCUCCCCCUUCACAAACCCCUCUACUCCCCAACAAAUCAAAUCCGAAGACGAGGGAAUGUCCGCUGGCGCAAAAGCCGGUUUAGGAAUCGGCAUUGCACUCGGCGUUGUCGCACUCCUGGGCAUGGGAUACUUCCUCGGCGCACGACUCCGUAAUAACAAAAACAAUACUACCGCCACAGGUCCAUAUGCUAUGAUGCCAGACCCGUACGCUGGAAAUGCGUAUCCCCCACCAAACACGUACCCGCCUGCAGUGUAUCAAGCGGACGUGCAGGCCCAAGGCGUGCCGCCUGCCGCGAUGGUGUAUUACAAGUACGAGGCGGACGGUGGGCCGAGAGUCGAAUUGCCAGAAAAUGGAAGGAUUGAGCUGCAGAGCUCGAGGGGUACGAAUGGCUUGGUCGAAUUGGAUGGUGGGGAGAAGGGGGGUGUGAAUGUUGAGGUGAUUCCAAUUUCGGAAAAAAGGCCUAGGUAG
Messenger RNA from Periconia digitata, 1699 nucleotides. Lineage: Eukaryota; Fungi; Ascomycota; Dothideomycetes; Pleosporales; Periconiaceae. The record is from the annotation of a GenBank genome assembly.